ACUGACUUCCUCUCAGCGCACUAGGCUGUGCUCACUUCCUCCUUCAGUCCCCUGUGUCACUGUAUUUAGGGACAGUUUUAUUCAUACCACUGUUGACAAUUUCCUGGACACUCUUUUGUAUCAUGCCCGUUAUUGGAAGCUGAAGGCAGAACAACAAUGCAGAACAUCAAGUGUGUCGUGGUUGGAGACGGUGCGGUUGGGAAGACCUGCCUCCUGAUUUCCUUCACCACCAACGCCUUUCCUAAAGAAUACGUUCCCACCGUGUUUGACAACUACAGUGCACAGCUGGCUGUAGACUCUAAAGUCAUCAGCCUGAAUCUGUGGGACACCGCGGGACAGGAGGAGUACGACCGUCUACGGACCCUCUCCUACCCACAGACCAACGUCUUCAUCAUCUGCUUCUGCAUCGUCAACCCCUCGUCCUACGAGAACGUCAAGCUAAAGUGGUACCCUGAGGUGUCGGAACACUGUCCUAAUGUGCCCAUCCUGCUGGUGGGGACUCAAAAGGAUCUGAGAGAUGAUCCAGAGGUGCUGAAGAAGCUCAAGGAGAGGAACCUGUCGGUGGUGUCCCAGCAGCAGGGGGCGGCGCUGGCCCGACAAAUCAAGGCCAGCAAGUACAUGGAGUGUUCAGCGCUCAGCCAGGACGGGGUGAAGGAGGUGUUUACGGAAGCAGCUCUCGCUUUCCUCCACCCCAAAUCAAAAGCCCGCAAGAAAUCAUGUGUGCUACUUUAAAUGGGACGGGACAUGAACAUAUGUAUUUUUUAUGGGGUAUUUGUUUCAUCACAUGUACAUAUGAACAAAAAUCACACUUAAUAAAAAGUACAAAUGUCUUUACAUUAUAUACAGUACAACAAAAUAUCAUACUAAGUGGUAUUUAUUUCAAGGGGAAAUAAAAGAAUAAAUGAUAGGAUUCAAAUAAUAAAUCAGUACAAACACACUGUAAAUGCUCAACAUAAUUAAACAAUUUAGUCAAUCGUGUGCACAAGAGUGCACAGAACUGACACAUUAUAAGUCAGUGUUUUGAAUUUAAUGAACUUGUUUCUUUUUCAUUUAGAGGAACUUGAAUUUAACUGAAACUGGGCUGGGGAUUUCUAUUUCCCAGCACGCUUUGCCAUGGCACUCAACAUGGAGAGUACAUGCUACAUAAUUUUUUUUUUUUUUUUAUGCCAGAUUUAGAAGAACUUCUGUUUGUGACUAGUUGAGCAUAAGAUGCUUUACUGAAUGUUAAAUGUUCUUUAUUUCUUUACUUAUUAAGCUAUUGCUAUGCUAUCAAAGUCUUGUGUUAAUUAGCAUGUUAGCAUUUAGCUAGUUAUAGUCUAAAUUUCCACUACCAAAAAUAUUUAAAUUUAUAUUACGCUAUAAUGUUAGUUGAAGUGUUUUCAAAAUAUAUGAGUUACAGAAAUUUACUCAAUUAUUUCAAGAUAAGAGCAAUUAACAUGUAUUAAUAAUCUGAGAGUUCCUCUUAAACCUCAAAUUAAAUUGUUGAUGUAAUUAUAUACAUUUUCUUUUUUCUUCUUUUUCUUUAUUCAUUUGCUUUAUUCUGUUAACUUAUUUGGGUAUGCAAAAUAAAGACAAACAUGUGGGUGUCAAACAUUCUGGAACAUGUUUAUAAUUGAUUUAAUCAACACUGUUAACUAUUAUUUUCUAAAUUGUAACCAAAAGAAAGAUUGUUGGGGUAUAUUUUACGAGAAAAUCCUAUUUCAGGUUUUUGUUUUGUUUUGUUUUGUUUUUGUUAUUACUUGAAAAUUUCUACUUGAAAAUGUGUGACUUGCAGUUUUUGUAAUAAUUUGUGAAAUUUACAAGCAAUUUGUGUUUUAGACAGAAUUUUUGGCUCUGGUAAUUUUGGUUUUAGUAUAUAUAUAUAUAUAUAUAUAUAUAUAUAUAUAUAUAUAUAUAUAUAUAUAUAUAUAUAUAUAUAUAUAUAUAUAUAUAUAUAUAUAUAUAUAUACAGGAAAGAAAGAAAGAAAGAAAGAAAAAGAAAACCAAAUCAUAUAUUUUGUAUAUGGAAGUUAUUGUAGUAUGAACAAAUUUAAAGACAAGAAAACAAAUGCUAUUUUUAAGAUAAAAUAAAGAUAAAUAUUUGAUUCAGUGUUGUAGUAGUUUUCAACCACUUUGUUACUAAGAUUGUGUUGGUAGAAAGUUUCAUUUUCAGUUAUCCAGAUAUUUUGCAAAUAUGAAUCAUGAUAAGAAGAACAAGACUUGAUUUCAAUAUAAUGUUCAUUUCCAUAUUUAACUGUCACACUUGCUCAGAACCUCAUUUCAGCAUUUAGAAUUUAAUAUCAAUAUAUCAUAUACUGUUAAACACAAGAAAGAAAUGUUGUGCCACUUGUGUGUGAAUCAGUUCACACAACCCACUGUCACAGCAUAUUUUUUUUUUUUGUAUAAAAUGCUGAAUUUGUACUUUCCCGGACACAUUAAUAAAAAGGAGGAACCGUUUA
Molecule: messenger RNA, 2438 nt
Organism: Carassius gibelio (silver crucian carp)
Lineage: Eukaryota; Metazoa; Chordata; Actinopteri; Cypriniformes; Cyprinidae
Product: rho-related GTP-binding protein RhoG
Exons: 2
Coding region: 157-732 (191 amino acids)
Biological process (GO): regulation of actin cytoskeleton organization; small GTPase-mediated signal transduction; establishment or maintenance of cell polarity
Cellular component (GO): cytoskeleton; cell cortex; cytoplasmic vesicle
Molecular function (GO): protein kinase binding; GTPase activity; GTP binding
Source: RefSeq, a predicted model, not a curated record